AUGGCUUCCACGACCCUCUUCCGUCUCGCUACGCGCUCCUCGUCCGCCGCCUCCCUCUUCAAGGCCGCACCAUACACCGCUCGCGCCAGGCUACCGGCUGCUGUUCCUGCGCCGGCCGCCAGACUCAGCGCCUUCAGCACGACCCCCAUGCGAUACAGCGGCGCCCACGAGGAGGAGACCUUUGAGCAGUUCUCAGCCCGAUAUGAAAAGGAAUUCGACAGCGUACAGGAUGUCUUCGAGCUCCAGAGAAACCUUAACAACGCCUUUGCGUACGAUCUCGUCCCAUCCGUCGCUGUCAUGACCGCCGCUCUCAAGGCUGCCAGAAGAGUCAACGACUUCCCCACCGCCGUCCGUGUUUUCGAAGGAAUCCGAUCAAAGGUCGAGAACAAGUCCCAGUACGAAGUCUACCUUGAAGAGCUCAAGGAUCUACGAGAGGAACUCGGCGUCGUUCUCCAGGAGGAGCUAUAUCCAGAAGAGUCCAAGUAG
Messenger RNA from Arthroderma uncinatum, 486 nucleotides. RefSeq names its product cytochrome c oxidase polypeptide VI. The record is from RefSeq and is a predicted model, not a curated record. Gene Ontology annotation, cellular component: mitochondrial inner membrane. Gene Ontology annotation, biological process: mitochondrial electron transport, cytochrome c to oxygen. NCBI's taxonomy places the organism in Eukaryota, Fungi, Ascomycota, Eurotiomycetes, Onygenales, Arthrodermataceae. Bases 1 to 486 code for a protein of 161 amino acids. The transcript is spliced from 4 exons.